Myxozyma melibiosi is the source of this 828-nucleotide messenger RNA. RefSeq lists its product as uncharacterized. The transcript has 3 exons. The coding region runs from base 1 to 828 and encodes 275 amino acids. The record is from RefSeq and is a predicted model, not a curated record. Gene Ontology annotation, molecular function: oxidoreductase activity. Lineage: Eukaryota; Fungi; Ascomycota; Lipomycetes; Lipomycetales; Lipomycetaceae.
AUGGUUCACGAGUUUCCCGGACGUUUCAGCGGCAAGAUUGUUGCCAUUACUGGUGCUGCCUCUGGUAUGGGCGCGGCAAUGACGAAGCGCUACAUCGCUGAAGGUGCAAAAGUACUUGUCGCCGAUAUGUGCGACGAGAAGAAGGGCAAGGCAUUCAUCUCUCAGUUUCCCGAGGGAACCGCCUACUUCUACCGCGUCGACAUCUCUACUCCUGAAGCUGCGGCGAGUGUGGUGACGGAGACGAUCAAGCAGUUUGGCGAUCUUCAUAUUGUGCACAACAACGCAGCGGCCGUGGCGUGGGGAAAGAUCCCGGAUAUGGACCCCAAGGCGUGGCACCGCGUGUUCCAGGUCUGCGUCGACGCGCCGUUCUACAUCAUGCGCGAGGCGAUCCCGUACAUGCAGAAGAAGAAGUACGGCGUGAUCGUCAACACCGUUUCCUCUGCGGGACUUAUUGGCGAUCUCGGACUUGGCUGCUACUGCGCAGCAAAGGCGGCGCUGGCCAACUUGACGCGCGCAAUGGGCGCCGACCACGCGCAGGAGGGAAUUCGCAUCAAUGCGGUUGCUCCGGGCUGGACCAGAACCGCCAUGACGGAGGCUCUCAGUGCCACGCCUGAGGUGCACGAGCUUGUCGCUAGCACUACGCCGAUGCACCGCCCUGGCGAGCCCGAGGAGCUGGCUGCGGUAAUGAUGUUUCUGGCUUCGGAUGACGCCUCCGAUGUGACUGGAGCAGUUUGGAACGUGGACGGCGGAUUGCUGGCCGUCAGCAGAAUGCAGUCGCUCGACAAGAUCCACGACGCCGGCAACCACGGAAAAGAAAAUCUUUACUAA